CUUUUUAUUUCUCUUCCUCCUCAUACCUGUCUGUCGUCACUGAACACUGGAAUGGUGGGGACAGCACCAAAAUACUGCUGACGGCAUCUGUCACUGAAGUAUUGUAAGAUCCCGUGUGAUAAAGAUUCCAAAUCUUCUCUGACAGGGGAGGAUCAUCAGGGAAGAUGAAUCGCUCCUGUGUAAACUGCCUGAAGACUCUGUUGAUCACUCUCCACUUUCUCUGCUGGCUGUGCGGUGCCUUCGUGGUGGCUUUCGGAGAAUACCAGAUGAUGAACUCCAGGUUCGCCUCCCUCGUCACCACCUUCUGGCCCAUCUACCCUGCCAACACUCUGGUGGUCACUGGCACCAUCGUUACGUGUGUGUGUUUUAUAGGCGUGCUGGGAGGCAUGAAGGAGAACCGCUGCAUGCUCAUCAGUUUUUUCUUCCUGCUGUUUCUUCUGCUGCUGGUGGAGAUGGCCAUGGCCUGUGUGUUCUUUGUCUAUAGCAGAGAGAUUGACUCAUAUUUUGAGAGAGACCUGAUGCAAAGCCUGGAGAUCUACAGACAGUCCAGUCCAGAGGCAAACACGACCAUUAAAGAGGAUUUUGACGCCGUGCAGGACCUGUUUAAGUGCUGUGGAGUUCAUGGUGUGUCUGACUGGAAGGGGAAUAUCCCAACCUCCUGUUGUGUCAAGGACCCCUGCAGCAGCCCCAUCCAAAUCCACUGGCAAGAGGGUUGUCUCCUCAAAUUGAAGGACUGGUUUGCAAGAAACUAUCUGAACACAGCCGCUGGUGUCAUCACUAUGUUUAUCAUACAGUUUAUCUGUCUGUGUAUCACCAUCCCUGUCUUUUGCCGCUUCAGUCGACAUGGACUGGGUUACCAGUAAAAAAAAGGGAUUCAAUAAAUGAUAUCUGCAAUGUACAGUGACUUUGUGCAUGUUAACAUGUUGCCUUUCCCUGUAAUAACUUGACUAUAAACUUGUAUAAAACUAAAGUUAGCCAGCGGAAGAAAACUGCUAUCUCUUCGACCAGGAAUAAAUUAAGAGGAUGGCUGCUAAUUAUCACUUUUAAUUAUGGCAUAUGAGGUGACAGACCAUCAAAUGUGAUAUGGAUAACGUCGACACCUCAUCUCCCUGCUAUAUUGGACUUAAAUAAAAUGUUGAACAAACUGGAGGUAGAGAAAGUCUCCCCCAAUAAACUUUGAUCAUUAUUUUACCCUUAAUUAUUUGUAGGGUUUCUAACAUUUUCUCCUACGUUCUAAACUUAUAUUUUUUAUUAUGACUCCUGCCUCAAAUAUGCUAAAACACACUAAAUAGUCCCGCCUGUUUUCUUAUGUUUAUUAUUUUCACUGUUUGGGGGCCAUUUUCUGUGAGUGGACCCUCCUAUAAUUCUCUCUCAACUAUCAGCCGAUUCAUUAUCAAAUGUUUAUUUAAUAUUUAUUAAACAAAAAUAUCAAGGUUCUUUUCUGGAAGGUGUUAAACGCAACUCCCUGCUCCUGGGUCUGGGUGAGACUGUAAAUUGAAUAAUCAAUUAUCGUACCUUUAUCCAGCCACUUUCCAGUGUUGACCCAGGAUGCAGUCUGCAGGCGCUCCUCUACCAGCCCCACGUUGGGCGCCAUACGUUGAAGGGAACUCUAAUGAAAAACACAGAGAAGCAAUAUUGCAGUUGAAGGAUUUGUUUAUUAGAAUGUACUACAGCGUUGAUACUAUUUGAUAAACAAUAUUGCUGCAAAUUCUGACGUGCUCGAGUGAAUGCCACAUUUCCUGUUAAUGCUCGUUUGUGUGUAUUUGAGUGACUCUCAUUGUCAAGCCUAUUGUUUGUGCACCCCUGUAUGGAUGUAUGUAUUUCGUGCAUAUAGGGUUACAACUGAGGAUUGGUAUUUCCUGUGCUACAGUCAAGUUUGAUCAAAAGUUCAGUUAUAUAACUGGUCAUAGAACACUGAUCAUUUAGACAUCAAGUUACACAUAACAUAAUUUGUUCUAGCAAUUGAAAAAUAGGUAAGUUAAACGUGAGUUUUUAUUUAUUUUUGUGAAAGCGAGUCUUAUUUUUAGAACGCAUCGGUAGAGCUGAUCUUUAGCGUCCAAGAACGACUUCAUAGGUAAUGUCUGCAAUGGGGAGUGUUACAUGUAGGAAAUUCAGUAAACUCUGCUGAGUCAAUGAUGUAAAAUAUGAACAACAUUGUCAUUCAUGGGCUUCUUUUCUGCCAAUCGAGACUUAUCAUGUGAAAGCAGUGUUACAUUGUCUGGAGGUUUGCUGUGGUGGAUGGAAAGUCAGCCAUUAAUUCAGCCACUGCUGACUGGCUGGGUACUGGUGUUUCAAUAAGAACUUUGUACGUAUGCUUCCUCUGCCGAUGUAUACUUACCAAAUACUGAUGAAAUAUUGUGGGUGGUUAUGUAUGUGUUUGAGUGGGUUUUUAACAGUUUUUGGGCUGGAAACCGUGUAUCUGACAAAACUGUCUAAUUCUGGAAUAAAUUUCUACCAUGGACAAUAAAUAUGCAUGGCCAAUCAA
Platichthys flesus (European flounder) is the source of this 2485-nucleotide messenger RNA. Its product is annotated as leukocyte surface antigen CD53-like. Gene Ontology annotation, cellular component: membrane. NCBI's taxonomy places the organism in Eukaryota, Metazoa, Chordata, Actinopteri, Pleuronectiformes, Pleuronectidae. The record is from RefSeq and is a predicted model, not a curated record. The transcript has 8 exons. The coding region runs from base 165 to 863 and encodes 232 amino acids.